AUGUCUACAGCUCAUUUUCAAGCACCACUGGUUAUUGAUAAUAAGGACGGUUGGGGUCCGACAGAUGACACAUUUCAAUACAAAGACAUGCCCUACCAGCCGUAUUCAAAAAGUGAUCAAAUAGGCAAAGUCGCCGAUUGGACAGGCACUGUUUAUGGUGAUAAACGAAAUUACAAUCGAUAUCGAUCACAAUACGGUGCUGGUGUUGGAAUGUAUCAAUAUGUUCAUGAUGAUGAUGAAAAUACAUUUCAAAUUGUUGAUUCGUCGCGUGUACCCAAACCAGCUUUUCAAAAACGUUCCCGUUAUCAACAAAAUCGUUUCAAUUCACAACAAAAUCAAAAUCGUUUUUCGAUAAUGCAAACAGGAUUCACUGGAACGCAGAAGAAAUCGAAAACCAUGAAGAAUUUGGAAAUGGAUCGAAUUCGACAAAUGAGAAAAUGGCAGAAACAAUCCGGUAAUCGAACUGAUCCACGUCAACAUCAAGCAAAACAACGCGAACCAUCUUUACGCAUACGAGAUGAUUGGCAAGUUAUCGAAGAAAUCCAGUUUUCCAGUUUGGCAAAACUAAGCCUGUCAACUGUGGGUGAUCCCGACGAAUUGAGUGUUUGGGGUUCACUUGAGUAUUAUGAUAAGCGAUACGAUCGAAUUACAACAAAGAGCGAGAAGAAACUGGUGAUGAAUAAUCGAACCUUACAUAAAAUUACAACGACAAAAGAUCCUGUUAUUCGACAAAUUUGUCAAACACGAGGAAAUGUUUUUGCUACCGAUGCAAUUAUUUCCACGUUGAUGUGUUGUACAAGAUCCGUUUUUCCAUGGGAUUUAUUUGUUGAUAAAAUAGGCACACGAUUGUUUUUUGACAAACGGGAAGAUUCACCGAUUGAUAUCUUAACCGUUAAUGAAACAGCUAAUGAGCCUCCACCAGAGGACGGCACUCUUGAUUCAGCGAAAUCCUUAGGCAUGGAAGCUGUUUUUAUCAAUCAUACAUUUUCCCAACAAGUUCUUCGAACGGGCGAAGAACGAUAUAAAUUUCCAAAUCCAAAUCCGUUCAUUCAACCGGAUGAAGAAAAUGAAGCCGCUUCCGUUGCUUAUCGUUAUCGUCUAUGGGAUUUAGGUAAUAACCUAUCGAUCGUCAUUCGUUGUGAACAGGAUUGCGUGCAAAUUGGUCCGAAUGGUGAGGAACAAUUUGUUAACAUCAAAGCAUUGAACGAAUGGAAUCCUAAAGCCGGUAGCAAUCUGGACUGGCGAACAAAAUUAGACAUGCAACGAGGUGCAGUUUUAGCUGCCGAAUUACGUAACAAUGGGUUCAAACUAGCUAAAUGGGCAACCUGUGCGAUCCUAGCUGGAUCAGAUCAGAUCAAAUUCGGAUACGUUUCACGACAGAAUUUCAAAGAUGCAUCGCGUCAUACUAUACUUGGCACACAAAACUUCAAACCACAAGAAUUUGCGACCCAAAUGGCUUUGAAUAUUGAUAAUGGUUGGGGUAUCAUACGAGCAUUGGUGGAUUUAUUGAUGAGUAAGCCCGAUGGAAAGUAUCUGAUUAUGAAAGAUCCAAUGAAGCCAAUGCUUCGAAUCUACAGUGUUCCAGAAAAUUCGUUCGACAGUGAAGAUGAAACCAGUGAUGACGAAGGUGAAGAACAAAAUUAG
Adineta ricciae is the source of this 1644-nucleotide messenger RNA. The record is from the annotation of a GenBank genome assembly. Lineage: Eukaryota; Metazoa; Rotifera; Eurotatoria; Adinetida; Adinetidae.